Messenger RNA from Cricetulus griseus (Chinese hamster), 2553 nucleotides. Lineage: Eukaryota; Metazoa; Chordata; Mammalia; Rodentia; Cricetidae. The record is from RefSeq and is a predicted model, not a curated record.
UCGGGAGCCGGGACUCCCAGCCAAGCCGGCAGCCUCGCGGGUCUACCGCUGAGGGUCAGGGAGUCGGGAUUCCCGGGUGCCCGAAUUCUAGGAGUGAGAUGAACGUUCAGAGUGCGAGCGGUCCACCAUUGGCCCCGUAUCCUCCCUUCCUGGCCGUUGCCUUUUGAGGUCCACACAGAGAGGGCAGCCCGGGGACGCGUCUGGAGCAGGUGUCUGACCAUGGACAUCUAGGACCCGGGCUGAGAAGAGGGCAGCGGAGCGUGCGGGCACCCGCAAGGGUCGCAGGGGCCCCAUUGCUGUAGCCACGCCCCUCAGAGACCCCGCCUCCAUGCCCCGCCCGUCCCGCCCCCUCCCUGCCGGGGUGGGAGACCGGGGGGCCCCCACAGCCGUGAGUCCCGCCAUGAAUGUUGCCUCGCUCCUACUUCUGCUGCUCCUGGUGGGCCGCCGGCUCCAGGCUGCGGUUGUCACGGAGUCAACGCUGCCCACUGUGGUCCUUGCUAUCCUGGCCCGCAAUGCGGAACACUCUCUGCCCCACUACCUGGGCGCACUGGAGCGCCUGGACUACCCCCGGGCCAGGCUGGCCCUCUGGUGUGCCACAGAUCACAACGUGGACAACACCACAGAGAUGCUACAGGAGUGGCUGGCUGCUGUGGGCCGUGACUAUGCAGCUGUGGUCUGGAAGCCCGAGGAGGAGGCCAGGCCCUACCCAGAUGAACAGAGUCCCAAACACUGGACCAAAGAAAGGCAUCAGUUUUUAAUGGAGCUGAAGCAGGAAGCUCUGACCUUUGCCAGGGCCUGGGGAGCCGAUUACAUCCUGUUUUCAGACACAGACAACAUUCUCACCAACAACCAGACGCUGCGGCUUCUCACAGAGCGGCAGCUGCCAGUGGUGGCCCCAAUGCUCGACUCCCAAACCUAUUAUUCCAACUUCUGGUGCGGGAUCACUCCACAGGGCUACUAUCGCCGUACAGCUGAAUACUUCCCUACCAAGAACCGCCAGCGCCAGGGCUGCUUCCGGGUCCCUAUGGUCCACUCUACCUUCCUGGUGUCCUUGAAGACUGAGGAAACAGCCCAGCUUGCCUUCUACCCACCUCAUCCCAACUAUACUUGGCCCUUUGAUGACAUCAUUGUCUUUGCCUAUGCCUGCCAGGCUGCUGUGGAUGGGCCCCCCAUGAUGGCCUCAGAUCAUGUGUCUCGGCCCCUAAAGAAGCCCAGCAAGAUGGGAUUUGAUGAAGUCUUUGUUAUCAGCCUGGCGCGCAGACCCCAGCGCCGGGCUCGAAUGCUGAGCUCUCUUUGGGAGAUGGAGAUCUCUGCUCAGGUGGUAGAUGCUGUGGAUGGCAGGACACUCAACAGCAGUAUCCUUAAGCACCUUGGUGUGGACCUGCUCCCUGGCUACCAGGACCCCUACACAGGCCGCACACUGACUAAGGGUGAGGUGGGCUGCUUCCUCAGCCACUACUCCAUCUGGGAAGAGGUGGUUGUCAGGGGCCUGGCCAGGGUUGUGGUGUUUGAGGAUGACGUACGCUUUAAGGACAACUUCCGGAGGCGGCUGGAACAGAUGAUGGAGGAUGUGGUGACCCAGAAGCUCUCAUGGGACCUGAUCUACCUUGGCCGGAAGCAGGUGAGCCCUGAGGAGGAGGUGGCCGUGGAGGGCCUGCCUGGUCUGGUGGUGGCUGGGUACUCCCACUGGACGUUGGCGUACACCUUGAGCCUGGCAGGGGCUCGAAAGCUGUUAGCCACCCAGCCUCUGCAACGAAUGCUACCUGUGGACGAGUUCCUGCCUGUCAUGUUUGACCAGCACCCAAAUGACCAGUACAAGGCACACUUCUGGCCUCGGGACCUCCAAGCCUUCUCAGCCCAGCCUCUGCUUGCCUCCCCAACCCACUAUGCAGGAGAUUCUGAAUGGCUCAGUGACACAGAGACAUCCUCCCUCUGGGAUGAUGAUAGUGGCCGCCUAAUUAGCUGGACUGGCUCUCAAAAGACCCUUCCUGGCCCCCACCUACCCCUGGCUAGCAGCAGUGGACAUAGCCUCCAUCCUCACCCCACGGAUGAGCUCUAGCCCUAGCCCACAAGGUCUGAGUGGGAACUCCAAAGGAGCAACAGGAACAGAGAGGGUCGACAGGAAACACAGAACCUACAGAAGCCUGACUGUUACCUUGGGCUCAGCCAUUCUGGACCAAUCCCAGGUUGGGAGAGCCACUCAGAGACAGGAUCCAUUCCCUGAAAGUCACAAAGUGAAAAGACAAGAUUCGGAGACACUUGAUUCUGACUGCAGCUUUAGAGCCCAGUAAGCUCAGGAACAAGGGAGACCUCAGCUUUUGGAUUUCAAGCUGGCCAGACCCCAGACUCCUGCCCUCUUUGAGGACUCAGCUGCUGGGCCUACCUUGCCUCCAUCUACCUCCACCUCAGUGCCCUCCCUGGCUUCACAUCUGGGGCUCACUAUUACCUUCUUCCCUGUUUGGCAGAAAGUGCAGGAAGGUGGGAGGCACACCUGGUGCUCGGCACACAGUAGGCUUUCAAUAAAAGUCCUCUGCAUUAGCACUUUAUACUUCA